Rhinolophus ferrumequinum (greater horseshoe bat) is the source of this 7521-nucleotide messenger RNA. It is a transcript of the gene NFRKB, whose product is annotated as nuclear factor related to kappaB binding protein. The transcript is spliced from 26 exons. Gene Ontology annotation, molecular function: protease binding. The record is from RefSeq and is a predicted model, not a curated record. Gene Ontology annotation, cellular component: Ino80 complex. Bases 130 to 4062 code for a protein of 1310 amino acids. Lineage: Eukaryota; Metazoa; Chordata; Mammalia; Chiroptera; Rhinolophidae.
CCAAGCCCGGAGCGUGCACGCACCCAGACGCCUUGCGGGAGCGAGCGCGUCCGGUAUACCGUGUGUCGGGAAGCGCAGCAGCCUUGGAGUCCCGCGCCUUCUGCUGAGAUUACCUGUGGAACAUAAACAAUGGAUUCCUUGGACCAUAUGCUGACAGAUCCCCUGGAACUGGGUCCAUGUGGAGAUGGCCAUGGCACACGUAUUAUGGAGGACUGCCUCCUGGGGGGUACCAGGGUUAGUCUGCCUGAGGACCUUCUAGAAGAUCCGGAGAUAUUCUUUGAUGUGGUCAGCCUCUCUACAUGGGAAGAAGUACUGAGUGACUCUCAACGGGAACACCUCCAGCAGUUUCUGCCUCACUUUCCUGAAGACAGUCUUGAGCAGCAAAAUCAGCUCAUCCUGGCCCUGUUCAGUGGGGAGAACUUUCGCUUUGGAAACCCUCUGCACAUUGCCCAGAAGCUUUUCCGAGAUGGACACUUUAACCCUGAGGUGGUCAAGUAUCGGCAGCUAUGCUUCAAGUCACAGUACAAGCGAUACCUCAACUCUCAGCAGCAGUAUUUCCAUCGGCUGCUAAAGCAGAUUCUGGCUUCCCGGAGUGACCUACUGGAAAUGGCCCGGCGGAGUGGCCCAGCCCUUCACUUCCGGCAGAAGCGCCCUUCACCAUCCCGCACACCUGAAGAGCGGGAAUGGCGAACCCAGCAGCGCUACUUAAAGGUCUUGAGGGAAGUGAAGGAGGAGUGUGGUGACACAGCAUUGUCAUCUGAUGAAGAGGCCACGUUGGAUUUACAAGAAAAAUUUUCUUUUGAAGAUCUCAGCUCAUGGCUUCCGAGCUCUCCAGCGCGUUCUCCUAGCCCUGCGGUGCCCCUGAGGGUGGUGCCCACGCUUUCAACCACGGAUAUGAAAACUGCAGAUAAAAUAGAACUGGGGGACAGUGACCUGAAGAUAAUGUUAAAGAAGCACCAUGAGAAGCGGAAACAUCAACCAGAUCACCCGGACCUUUUGACGGGGGACCUGACUCUGAAUGACAUCAUGACUCGAGUAAAUGCUGGCAGGAAAGGUUCUCUAGCAGCCCUAUAUGACUUGGCUGUCCUUAAAAAAAAGGUUAAAGAAAAAGAGGAAAAGAAGAAGAAGAAAAUAAAAAUGAUCAAAUCAGAGACGGAGGAUUUGGCUGAGCCCUUAAGCAGUACUGAAGGGAUCCCACCUCUGUCACAGGCUGCAUCUCCACUGGCAGUACCUGCUAUCAAGGAGGAGCCUCUUGAAGACCUCAAGCCUUGCCUUGGAAUCAAUGAAAUAUCUUCCAGCUUCUUCUCUCUUCUAUUAGAGAUCUUGCUGCUGGAGGGGCUGUCUAGCCUUCCUGUGCUAGAGGAGCGGGUUUUGGAUUGGCAAUCAUCUCCAGCCAGCUCCCUCAACAGCUGGUUCUCUGCGGCUCCCAACUGGGCAGAGUUGGUGUUACCAGCCCUGCAGUAUCUUGCUGGAGAAAGCCGUGCUAUACCUUCCAGUUUCUCUCCAUUUGUUGAAUUCAAAGAGAAAACCCAGCAGUGGAAAUUGCUUGGCCAGUCCCAAGAUAAUGAAAAGGAAUUAGCUGCACUCUUCCAACUGUGGCUAGAAACUAAAGACCAGGCCUUCUGUAAGCAAGAAAAUGAAGACAGUUCAGAUGCCACAACACCUGUUCCUCGGGUAACUGACUAUGUGGUACGGCCCAGCACGGGGGAGGAGAAACGAGUUUUUCAGGAGCAGGAGCGUUACAGAUACAGCCAACCCCAUAAGGCGUUCACCUUUCGCAUGCAUGGCUUUGAGUCUGUCGUGGGGCCCGUGAAGGGCGUGUUUGAUAAGGAGACCUCACUCAACAAGGCUCGGGAGCACUCCCUGCUGCGCUCUGACCGGCCUGCCUAUGUCACCAUCCUGUCUCUUGUUCGCGAUGCCGCAGCCCGGUUGCCUAACGGAGAAGGCACUCGGGCAGAGAUCUGUGAAUUGCUCAAGGACUCCCAGUUUCUUGCACCAGAUGUCACCAGCACUCAGGUGAAUACGGUAGUGAGUGGUGCCCUGGAUCGCCUACAUUAUGAAAAAGACCCGUGUGUGAAAUAUGACAUCGGACGAAAGCUGUGGAUCUACCUGCAUCGUGACCGGAGCGAGGAAGAGUUUGAGCGGAUUCACCAAGCACAAGCAGCUGCAGCUAAAGCCAGAAAAGCCCUUCAGCAAAAACCCAAGCCCCCAUCCAAGGUGAAGUCCAAUAGCAAGGAGAGUUCAGUGAAGGGCCUCAGCAGUGGCCCUUCUGAGCAAAGCCAGAUGAGCCUCAGUGACUCCAGCAUGCCACCCACCCCAGUCACACCUGUGACCCCCACCACUCCAGCUUUGCCUGCCACUCCCAUCUCCCCUCCACCUGUGUCUGCAGUCAACAAAAGUGGCCCUACUACUGUCUCAGAGCCAGCUAAAUCUAGCUCAGGCGUUCUUCUGGUAUCUUCACCAACAAUGCCACAGCUAGGAACAAUGCUUUCCCCAGCUUCCAGUCAGACUCCACCAAAUUCUCAGGCUGCUGCCCGUGUUGUGAGCCACUCUGGCUCAUCUGGACUCCCCCAGGUGCGGGUGGUAGCCCAGUCUAGCCUUCCUGCUGUUACUCAGCAGUCAGCAGCGCCAGCACAGACACUGCCACCAAUGUCAGCAGGACCACAGAUUCGUGUUCCAGCCACUGCUGCACAGACCAAAGUCGUGCCCCAGACAGUAAUGGCCACCGUUCCAGUCAAAGCUCAGACCGCAGCAGCCACCGUGCAGCGGCCAGGACCCGGACAGACGGGACUCACAGUGACAAGUCUUCCUGCCACAGCCAGCCCUGCGAACAAGCCAGCCACAAGUUCUCCCGGGAGCUCUGGUCCAAGUGCUUCCGCAGCCACAGUCAUUCAGAAUGUUACUGGACAGAACAUUAUCAAGCAGGUGGCAAUCACUGGGCAGCUUGGUGUGAAGCCCCAGGCGGGCAACAGCAUCCCACUCACAGCCACUAACUUCCGUAUCCAGGGUAAGGAUGUAUUGCGUCUGCCACCCUCUUCCAUCACCACAGAUGCCAAAGGCCAGACUGUUCUGCGAAUCACUCCGGAUAUGAUGGCCACAUUGGCCAAGUCCCAGGUUACUACAGUCAAAUUGACCCAGGACCUCUUCGGGACAGGAAGCGGCACUGUAGGCAAAGGCAUCUCUGCUACCUUGCACGUCACUUCCAAUCCAGUCCAUGCCACUGAUAGCCCUGCCAAGGCCAGUUCAGCCAGUGCCCCUUCAUCCACUCCAACAGGUACCACCGUGGUUAAGGUGACUCCCGACCUCAAGCCAGCAGAAGCCUCGAGUUCAUCUUUUCGCUUGAUGCCAGCACUUGGUGUGAGUGUGGCAGACCAGAAGGGGAAAAGCACAGUGGCCUCUUCAGAAGCCAAGCCAGCUGCCACAAUCCGCAUCGUGCAGGGCCUGGGAGUGAUGCCUCCCAAAGCCGGCCAGACCAUCACAGUUGCAACCCAUGCCAAGCAAGGGUCCUCUGUGGCCAGUGGGUCUGGGACUGUUCACACUUCUGCAGUGUCCUUGCCCAGUAUGAAUGCUGCUGUGUCCAAGACUGUGGCUGUGGCUUCUGGGGCGGCCAGCACCCCCAUCAGCAUCGGCACCGGAGCCCCGACUGUGCGGCAGGUGCCUGUCAGUACCACGGUGGUUUCCACGUCCCAGGCUGGGAAGCUGCCUACACGGAUCACAGUUCCACUCUCUGUGAUUAGCCAGCCUAUGAAGGGCAAAAGUGUGGUCACAGCCCCCAUCAUCAAAGGCAACCUUGGAGCCAACCUCAGUGGGUUGGGCCGUAAUAUCAUCCUCACCACCAUGCCAGCAGGUACUAAGCUCAUUGCUGGUAAUAAGCCUGUGAGUUUCCUCACUGCCCAGCAGUUGCAGCAGCUUCAGCAACAAGGUCAGGCCACACAGGUGCGCAUCCAGACUGUCCCUGCAUCCCAUCUUCAACAGGGAACAGCUUCUGGUUCAUCCAAAGCAGUCUCCACUGUUGUUGUGACCACAGCUCCAUCUCCUAAGCAGGCACCUGAACAACAGUGAUUCUGAGAGAAAGAUGGCUUCCAUAAAAGCCCAUACCUGGUCUGCCUUUCUGGCUAAAAGGAAGGGAGGUCGCAUCUAAGCUUGUCUGUCUAAGGAAGGCCAGUAGUGGGAUGAUGGCAGCAGUGGCCAGGAUUCUGCUGCCACACUCCACAGUGGAGGACAGUGAGAAAGGUUCACUCCAGGUCUGUUCUGUACUGAUCCAGGAGAAGCGUCUCUCUUAGAAUUGUGUGAGGUCACAGUUGUGUCACACAAGCCAAAGUUCUGUCCUGAGAGGAGGAUACCGAGAGAGGGCUUACAGAGUGCAGACAGUGAAUAAGCCUCGUGCUAUAUGUGGAUCGUAUUUUUUAGCUUCUGGUCCUCUCUGUGACUAGUGAUCUGAUAGGGGUUUUGUGUCCAUAAAUUUUUACGUAACUUAUUUUUUUAAAGAACCUGUUGUACAUGUUUGUCAAAUAGAAACCUGGGCUUUAGCCCCCCUAAACUGAUUACUUGCUCUUUUGACCAGAAUGAGAAAAUAGCAAGAUUCUUAUAAGCUGGUGGCUUAUUACUUGGUAACUACAUAGAAAUGAAGAGGCUUUAAGAUGGGAAAGACACAUCGGAAGUGAGAUUGUGUGGGUUCCCUCAAAUGGGACUGGUUUGACACUACCUCUUAAAGGUGGGGUAUCAAGAUCCUGAUUGUGGUCUAUAUCUUCACCGGCUGACUUUGUCCUCCUUAUCAAGCCUGUUCACAUGCAGGUCCACAGCCAGUGGACACAGUAGGUGAAUGCCAGCAGAGAUGUUGCUUUUGUAGCACAAACUCUGUUUCAGUUCAGAGGUUAUAUACUCUCCUUUGCUCCAGAACAAGAGUCAGCAAACCAUGGCCCUUGGGCUGGCCACCUGUUUUUGUCAGUAAAGUUUUGUUGGAAUACAACCCGUGCCCAUUCGUUUAUGUGUUAUCUCUAGCUGCUUUCAAUUUAAAGGCAGAAUUGAAUAGUUGCCAUAGAGACUAUAUGGCCUCAAACUUAGAAUACUUUUUAGGUGGUUCUUUAAGUAAAACUUUGCUGACUUCUACUCCAGAGUAGAGGUGGCAGGAAGAGAGUAGGUGCCCCUCCCAGGCAGCACCAACCACAGAAGAGGUCAAUCUGGAUUUGCAAGUCAUUUAAUCCUGGCUAUUUCACACUUCUCAGCCUCCAUCAAGCUAUAGGCAGAGCUCAGAAUGAAAUUCUAAAAUGUCAUAUUUAAUUAAAGCACUGGUUGUUAAUAAUAUAUGCCUCUUUUGUAUUGGAGCAGGGGUUGGGUGGUAAAGCUUUUUCUGCGAUGACAGGGCUUCCUUAUCUCUUGAAAGUAUCCAGAUUAUUAAAAAUGUCUUUAAUCUGUGGAAAUUUAGUGAUGAUACUUCAUGGGGUUGGCAUGAGGAAGUGGAAUGGGAGGGCGGAAAAUUGGGAUGGCCUAGUUUAGAGGGUGUCGCUGGGUGGAAGUUGAGUGAUUAGGCGAGUUGCAGAGGAGCAGAGACAGUGGCUUGUUGGUGACGCAGUGGUUUUACAGACAUCUCAUUUGAGUCUUAAAGCAGUUCUAUCAAAUAGAUAGUAUCGUCCCUGUUUGUGAGAAAAUGCAAGUCUCAGUGGAAGUUAAAGAGAACCAAGAUGUAAAUCCAGUCUUCUAAGUCGAGUGCCCUUUCUGCUGCCUUCCUGAGGAGAGGAUGCUCUGAUGUGUCAUGGUGAGACUUGGGGACGAGCUGGAAUUAACAGUGGUAGGUUUGGGUUACAAAGAGCAGAGGUGAAUUGGCUGAGGUAAGAUUGAGCUUUUGAGGGAUAGUAGAGGGCUGGCACAGAAGUAAGAUUGGUAAUGGUGAGAGGUAGGGACUGCAGUAAAGGAGGCGAAUUUUAUGAGUAAAGGAGACUGCAUCUGUGUUUUAUAAUGCUUUCAUAUUUGCAUGUCAUUAUUUCCUGGAGUCCCAUUUCACACGAAAAGUCCAUGUGACAGUUUCUAAAUGAGAAAAAGGUAGAAAUUUGAAGAAUCCUGUCUCAGGUAUUUACUGCUGGUUAAAACAAACUUCCUCUGAAUUUACUUAACAAAUGAUUUCAUAAAAGUAGCUCUGGUAUUCAUCCCCAACUCUACCCCACACUUAUUUACUGAAGUCACCUGACUGCCUGUCUCCUUAUUGCCCGCAGACAUUUAUAGUACAUCCGAGGACAGGUAUGUUUCAGGAUGCCUGUGUAGGACUGACUCCCUGGGAAGCAUAAUUGGGCACUGGCCAGCCUGUCAGUGGAGCACAUAGGAUGGAAAUCCCCUAUUGGAGUUCAAGUGAUGUCACCAGCAUUUUUACCAAACAUGGUUCCUUGGAUGCAGACCUCAGAGGUCUUAAAGAGAUUUGGCUCUGGUGGGUGUUUGGGGGGAACAAUUCCAGAAGAACUUGUGGCGGCCUCAGUGUCUGGUUGACAGAGAUUGGUAAAAUUCAGACCAUGUGUCUAAGACUUUUCUUAGAUGCAUUUGGAGAAUAGCAUUGUGAUGAGUUUGUACUUUAAUACACAUGUAAGAAUGUUUAUGCAAGAGUCUGUAUUACUUCCGUGAAGGUAUCCCCAACCAUGCUGUGAAAGGGGCAUCCAAAUAAAUUUUAAUGUUUUAUAUUUAAUCUUCACACCUCAUCUCACUCUGGAGAAAAUACUGCGUUUCCUUAAAGUAUUCUGCCCCACCCCUUUUUAAUCAAAACAGAGAUCUUCACUUUGGAAGUAAAACCAACUUCUUUCUUCCCACCUCCAGUCCCUAAGGAAAGAACAUGUUUUACAUUAAUUGCCAACAUUAGAUCCUCUAGUCCUUGAAUGAAUGUUUGGGUUUCUACUCAGCAGGCAAACCAAAGUGGAUCCUGAAAGGGGACCAACAGGUUCUCUAAAAAUUGGUGUUUUCAAGCAGCUCAUUCUUACCCCUUAAGCUGUGACUUCAACUCUGAAAUGCUGGCUAAGUCUGGGAGCUUACCUUUCACUGAGUACAAUGUUUCUUCAAGCGCAUACAGUGCUUCAGAUAAAUGAUCUCUGCCAUAUUUGUGUUAAUAUGGGGUAGAGGCUAAGUAAGCUGGCUUGAAUUCUUCUGAAGACUGGUUCUGCAACUUAGUAGCUGUGUGGCCUUAGGCUAAUCAACUUCUCUGAAGAACCUGAUGUACUUAACAUUACAGGUGGUUGUGAGAAAUAAGUGAGAUACAUAUUUCAAAAUCUGAAAAAUGCCAAACAAAUGAAUGGUACUGUUUGGUCUAUAAGACUUUUCAAAUUUGUCCUAACCUUCUUUUACCAGUUUAUAGAACUUAAUAUAUUUAACUCUCCAUGUUCUUUCUUCAUUGCCUUUGUGCAGACUUUUCUCUUGGCCUUGAAUGUGCUUUUUUCUAUGGGGCAAACUUCCCACUUGUCUUCCCUCCUUUAUCUCUCAUGGUGUUUGUAUGUACUUACCCCGUUGGCACCAGUCACCCUGUAUGUAACUGCUUGCAUAUCUCUC